Messenger RNA from Lycium barbarum (goji berry), 3912 nucleotides. RefSeq lists its product as uncharacterized. Gene Ontology annotation, biological process: SCF-dependent proteasomal ubiquitin-dependent protein catabolic process. Bases 492 to 3635 code for a protein of 1047 amino acids. Lineage: Eukaryota; Viridiplantae; Streptophyta; Magnoliopsida; Solanales; Solanaceae. The transcript has 6 exons. Gene Ontology annotation, cellular component: SCF ubiquitin ligase complex. Gene Ontology annotation, molecular function: protein binding. The record is from RefSeq and is a predicted model, not a curated record.
CAAAAACGUAUAUAUACCAAGGCAGCAAAGUGGUGUCUCAACGCGCAUGUUCUAGCAAUGGAAGAUGACCUUUUUUCCUUUCUGAGAAAAAUGAUUUGUACAUUUAUAGUUUUUGUCGAUAUGUAUAAAACUUUAUUCAUCAAUCAAGAAUUAUCAGCAACGUUGCUACACAUUAAUAGUCUUUGGUCAAAUGACAAUUGUUUGUUAUAGAAUCUACAGAUUAUAUCACAAAUAAUUGUUCACACUUUAACUACUUCUCCACUAUAUAAAUACCCCCUUUUGUCCAACCCCUUGUGAUAAUACACCAACAUCAUCCUUUUUGUAUGAUUUUCUUGAUUCUCUAUAGUCUCUUGAUUCUUUUUUGUGUGAGUUUGAAUUGAGAUUUUUUUUUUUUUGUUUCUUUGUUACUGUACUUUUUAUCUGAUCAAAAGCCUUUGAAUUCUUCCUGGGGUUUUGGGUUUUGGAUUUUUGAGUUUGUGGGGUGGUUUAGAAUGGAGCCAUUUGAUGGGAAUCAAAGAAAUGGGCAGGGUAUGAAUUUGAGUGAUGGGAUUUGGAUGGAGCCAUUGAAUAGGAACCAAAGAAAUGGGGAUGGUUUGAAUUUGAGUUAUGGGAUUGGGUUGGAACCAUUGGACAGGAAUCAAAGAAAUGGGGAUGGUUUGAAUUUGAGUUAUGGGAUUGGGUUGGAGCCGUUGAGUGAGAAUCAAAGAAAGUGGAAAGGUUUGAAUUUGAGUUAUGGAGUUGGAAUGGAGCCAUUGGAUAGGAAUCAAAGAAAUGGGGAGGGUUUGAAUUUGAGUUUUGGAGUUGGAAUGGAGCCAUUGGGUAGGAACCAAAGAAGUGGGGAGGGUUUGGAUUUGAGUGAUGGGAUUGAGAUGGCGCCGUUGGAUAGGAACCAAAGAAAUGGGGAUAGUUUGAAUUUGAGUUAUGGGAUUGAGAUACCGCCGUUGAGUAGGAAUCAAAGAAUUAGGGAGGGUUUGAAUUCGAGUUAUGGGAUUGCGAUGGAGCCAUUGGAUAGGAACCAAAGAAAUGGGGAGGGUUUGAAUUUGAGUGAUGGGAUUGAGAUGGCAGCGUUGAGUAGGAAUCAAAGAAUUGCGGAGGGUUUGAAUUUCAGUGAGGUGAUUGAGAUGAUGCCAUUGGAUAGGAAUCAAAGAAGUGGGGAGGGUUUGAAUUUGAGUGGGGGGAUUGGGAUGAUGCCAUUGGAUAGGAAUCAAAGAAGUGGGGAGGGUUUGAAUUUGGGUGGGGGGAUUGGGAUGAAGAGGGUUAGUGUGGGAGUGGAAGGGAACUCAGUGGUUAAAAAGGCUAGGCUUGCUGAUGAAGUUUUUCGUUUUCACAAAUUCAUUAAUGAGAAUGUUGCUUUAGAAAAGGUUAAGGUUGAUGAGCAUUUAGAAGGUACAAGCCAAGUCAUGGUUUCCGAAAAACUUGAUGAAAGUAUUGGGCAUAUAGGUAACAUGGACAUUUUGGAAGGGGGAGGGAUCAAGAAUGGAGCAAUGGGUGCUGGAGAAUUCGUUGUUGGGUGUCAAGAAGGUGGACUUUCAAGUGUACCUGAAGAGUCUCACAAUGGGAACUUAGGGAGUGCUAAUGGUGGCAAUGAAUUGGGUUUUGAUCUUAAUAUUCCAGCUCUGGAAGCAGGUGAUGGGAGUACUUUAGUUGGUUUGCAGGAGUAUAAUCAGAGGACUGUUGAAUUAAAUGAAAUUAGGUCUGAUGAGAGUGACCGCCGGGAGGAAAGAGUGAACAGGGGAAAGGCAAAGCAAAUUGAGGAAAUAAUGCCUUAUGAUACCUUUGGAAAUGUCACACUUGAGUUGGGAGUGAUGAAGAAAGACCAGGAUAUUGGUGGAAGUAAUCAAUUGGGUGGUGAGAAAAGAUACACCAGAGAAGAAAAGGGGAAGGCUAAGGUUGACAACUUUUGGUUGGACUUGCAACACAGGCAGCAGCAGCAGCAGGAGGCUGUUGCAACAGUGCCACAGUUAGGAUCCAUCCAGCAUAGACAAAAUGUUGAUGUGUUACCAAUUGAAAAUGUCAACAACAACACACCCAGUGUGAUCCCUCAAGUGGGGUCUGGGGAGGGUGGGGUAUACGCAGACCUUACCCCCGCUACCUUGUCCGAGGUCGAAGAUAGAAAAAGGUCGAUCGCUGAAAAUGUAUCAAGACAAGCAAUUGCAUUAAGGGAAAAGGCUCCUCACUUUGCGCGCUAUGAUGCUUCCCGUGAAGGCUCUUCUGCUCAGGAAAAGAAAUUGCCAACUUUGGAAACUCUUAAAGAUCUAGGGAACACCCCCGAUCCGUUUUCUACUGCAUUGAAGAGGAUUAAGGAGCGUAUACCUAAACAAAAGGGUGAGAAAUUGGUUAGAUGGGAAGCAGCUCAAAAUCCUGAGAAUAAAGAGUUUCCUCGUGUGAUUCCUUCACUGCUAGAUCUUUCCCUGAAAGCCCUUGCAGAAAAUGCUGAAGCAAUAGUUUCUCUCCAAGGUGUCCCUGAUAUCUUGAGGCAAAGAUUGACUGAACUGCUCUGCAAUUCUAGGAAAAUGAGUUCUCAUAUGUUGGACCUUCUUGUUCAAGGAUCACCAACUCAAAUUCGUAUAAAGGACUGUUCAUGGUUAACAGAAAAGCAGUUUUGCGACUCAUUUAGAGACUUUGAUAGAAGAAACUUGAUGGUGCUUCAACUAGAUCUCUGCGGACAACCCGCACUUGAUCACGUGUUGGGUACAACCAUUGCUCCGUCUUCAAAUAGCUUACCUAAUUUAGCCAUCUUGUCACUGAGGGGUGCUAGUCGGAUGUCUGAUAGAGCGCUGGAAAUACUUGUUACAUCAGCACCUUCUCUGCAAUCCAUUGAUUUGGGUCAGUGCUCCCUUUUGAGCCACACUGGUAUUGAUAUUGUGGCCAACUUAUUGGGAUCAAUUCUCAAGGAGCUCUAUAUAGAUGAGUGCCAGAGCAUAGAUGCAAUACUUAUAUUACCUGCACUGGAGAAGUUGGAGCAUUUGGAAGUGUUGUCAGUAGGUGGAAUUCAUAGUGUAUGUGAUCAGUUUGUAAGCGAGUUACUUGCAGCACGUGGUCAAAAUUUAAAAGAGCUUGAUAUUUCCGAUUGUGAGAAUCUGACAGAUCAGUCCCUGAAGUUCAUUGGAGAUACAUGUGCUAACUUGCAUUCAUUAAAUAUUUCCAACUUGAGUAAUUUGACAGAUGUGGGACUACAAUUUCUCGCCAAUGGUUGUCGAUCAAUCCGAAAACUCAAAUUUUGCCGUAAUAGUUUCAGUGAUGAAGGUAUUGCUGCAUUUCUUGAAGCUUCUGGAGCAUGUUUGGAGGAACUUUCACUGAAUAAUUGCUCUAAGGUUAGCACUAUCACUGCCUUCUCACUAGCCAACAGUUCGAGAAAGUUACUGCAUUUGGACCUAUCAUGGUGUCGCAGAAUAAGUGACGAAGAGCUAGGACUGAUUGUGGACAGCUGCUUGUCGCUCAAGCUACUCAAACUUUUUGGAUGUACACAGAUAACAGAUGUAUUCAUAAAUGGUCACUCAAACACUGUAGUGCAGAUCAUUGGAUUGAGUAUGACUCCGAUAUUUGAUAAGAUUAGCAGGUUUGAUGGCAUGGAAGUUCUGUUGAAGCAUUCACCAACAGUCUUCCAAUUCAUGAACGACCAUUAUGAUUCAUGAUGCAUCUAAAGAUUCCUCAAUGCACAGUAUUACACCCAUUGGAACAAAUAGAAAUUGUCUUUUUUGUUGUAAUCUUUUCUUUUGGAGCAGCCUCUUCUUCCUUAUUUUUGAGUUAGAUUUUACUUUACAGGUUAUACAUGAUAACUAGAAUGAAAAUGGCUGCCAAAAUCUGGCCUUAUAGCAAUACCUUUCUUGUCCUCAACGUUGUAGCUUGUUUCUUUCUGAUCAUAGAUUGCAUUGAGUUGAUUACUAUAACAAGUAUCUCCUUAUUGCUAAA